UCAUAACCCGCGGCGUUCGAUAUUCCCACCCGUGUUUCGACGUCUCUCCCUCCCACCUCCCUCUCUCCUCUCUGCCUCUCUCGCGCGCCGUGUGGAUCCGGCCCCAGCAAAAGGGGGUCGGAAUAUCAACCCCCCAAUUCCUCGCCGGAGACCUCCGCGCUCCCCCGAGUCGCCGUUAGGCGUACCCAAAUCCCCACACCAAAAGUCCUAACCCUAACAUUAAACCAAAGCCCCUCAAAUUCAUCGCGCUCUCGCCUCUAUCUCGGUAGCAGAUUGGCACUCUCAGGCUGAACGCACUUUGAAUGACGAAAACAUCGUCAAGAAACAACGGCUGUCUUACCCAAAGACGACGAUGCCCGUGUGGGGAUGAGCAAUGCUAUAUUAAGGUUGAGGGGAAUGAAGAAGAUGCAUCAACUGACACCGCAUUGCCUGUCGAUCCAAACCUUAUGCAUGGACCGCCACACACUUCUCCUGAUAUAGUAAAUAUAGAAACCCCAUAUGUGGGCCAGUCCUUCCGAACCGAUGAUGAGGCUCAAGAAUACUAUACCAACUUUGCUCGUAGAAAUGGCUUCGCAAUAAGAAGAGAGCGCUCAAAGGGAAACCCUUCUCACCCUUUAGGAGUAUAUAAGCGAGAGCUCGUGUGCCACCGAGCUGGUGUGUCCCUUCCACGUAAAACAGCCGAGCUCAAGCGCCAAAGAAAUAAGAAAUCUUCGCGAUGCAAAUGUGAGGCGCAAAUGAUAAUCAAGAAGAACGUCUCAAAGGGUACGAGUCGGUGGGUGGUCGUUCAAUUCAGUAACAUGCAUAACCAUGAGUUGCUCGAUAGCGAUGAAGUGCGACAUCUUCCUGCCUACAGGAAUAUAUCAUCGGUGGACCGGGAGCGAAUUUUGUAUCUUGUGAAGGCCGGCUGCACAGUGAAUCUUAUAAUGAGGGCUCUCGAGAUGGAAAAAGGAGUGAAGGCAGGGCAGUUGUCGUUCACUGAGAGGGAUUUGAGGAAUUUUUUACAGGCUUCGAAGAACAUUAAUCGCGAGAAUGAAGGAGUGGAGCUUCUCAAGGCAUGCAAGGCAAUGAAAGACAGGUGUCCAGAUUUUCGGUAUGAUUUUACUGUUGAUGCGAAUGACAAGCUCGAGCAUGUAUUAUGGUCGUACCCAGACUCAAUUCAUGCAUACAAAGUUUUUGGAGAUGUAGUGGUGUUUGAUACUACAUAUCGGCUCUAUGCAUAUGACCGACCUUUUGGAGUUUGGUUUGGCACAGACAACUAUGGCAACGCCAUAUUCUUUGCUUGUGUUCUAUUGCAGGAUGAAAGGCCAUCUUCCUUUAGGUGGGCUUUGCAGUCUUUGGUCCAUCUAAUGGAUGGGAAGCUCCCGCAAACACUGCUGACUGAUCUGGAUCUAGGACUCAAAGAAGCUAUAAUGAGUGAGCUACCAAACACAAAACAUGCAUUUUGUUCAUGGUACAUCGUCUCCAAAUUAUCGAGCUGGUUUUCAAUGUCACUUGGCCCUCAUUUUGAGAGGUUAAUGACCGAGUUCCAAAGAAUCUCUACGUUGGAUAAUUUGGAGGAUUUUACUCAACAAUGGAGUCAGAUGGUUAGCGAGUUUGGACUUAGCUCAGACCGACAUAUUACCUUACUUACAUAUAACCGGGAAAAUUGGGCAUUACCAUUCCUUCGAGGGUGGUUCUUUGGUGGAUUGAAUGCAACUGGUUUUUCGACAUCGAUCAAAUCGUUCUUCAGAGGGUUCUUGAACUCUCAGACUCGGCUAAGAGAUUUUGUCGAGCAGGUGGCCACCGCAGUUGACCUCCAAAACCAAGCAGCAGAGGAAGCAACAAUAAGACAAGACUACCAGAAUAUGAAGAUUAAGACAUGCAUGCCGAUUGAAGAGCAUGCAGCGAGUAUUCUUACUCCUUUCGCCUUUGAUCUAUUUCAAAAAGAGCUUGUGGAAUCAACACAAUUUGCGGUUUAUGAUGCUCAAAGAGACACGUACCUCGUCCAACAUCGAUUGCAGUCUAAUGGAGGGCAUAUCAUUCAGUGGAUUUCGUCAGACGAAUCGAUACGUUGCAGUUGCAAGGAGUUUGAGUCAUCUGGGAUUUUGUGCCGCCACGCCCUUAGGGUUUUACCAUUGAAGAACUUCUUCUUACUUCCGGAUAAAUAUCUUUUGCCUCGGUGGCGUAAAGAAAGCUCGUUGUUUCCAAAAAGCACGGGAUACAAGUAUAGGUCACAAGCCCUUCGGUCCCUGGCUUCCAUCAUUAUACAAGAAUCGUCCUUGACAAAAGACCGGUUUGAUUACGCGCAGUGGCAUAUGAAUAAGCUUCUCAGCCAUGUGAGGAAUAUGCCUACAGUGGAUGAAACUGCUUCUGAUGUGGAGCCAGUCGUCUCGUCGUUAGAUGCCGCAGUUGAUGUGACUCCCGCGAGGUCUAGAGGAAGGCCGAGAAAGCUAAUAGCUGCAGCUGAAAUGCUGAAGGAGGCGCAAGCAGAAGUGCAAUCUUUCUCAGAAACUCAAGAAUUGUCGGAGGCCCAUGAAUUAUUGGAAGCACAGGAAUUGCCAUAGGACGUACUUCACUAUGCUACUCACUUAGGCUCUUGAAUCUACUCUCCUCUUCCCCUUCCGGACUCGCCUCAUUUUCUCGAAUGAAUAUUGUUGCCGAGUUUGGUAAGUUUUGGUUGUAUGAUUCUGCAGAUUAGCCAAUGAGGUUUUGGUUAUUGGAAAUUAAGUCGAGGCUGUUUCUGCAAUAUGUCUUGUAGUUUUAUCCUGUACAGAAGAUUUUAGCAGCAGUAGAGGCAAUUGUUGUAAAAGCAUUCCCAGCAAUAGUCAAUGCUUACUUUCAACUCCAUUAUUGAGAAGAUUUAUCCUUCCGAAUGAUCGUAGCAAAACCUGAAGCUCUGUCCCUUAAAUAUUAGGGUAAAUUGCACUACUAGUCCCUGAACCUUUUGCCAAGUU
Molecule: messenger RNA, 2933 nt
Organism: Ananas comosus (pineapple)
Lineage: Eukaryota; Viridiplantae; Streptophyta; Magnoliopsida; Poales; Bromeliaceae
Product: protein FAR1-RELATED SEQUENCE 11-like
Exons: 4
Coding region: 303-2543 (746 amino acids)
Biological process (GO): regulation of DNA-templated transcription
Molecular function (GO): zinc ion binding
Source: RefSeq, a predicted model, not a curated record